GUUCCACGCAGAUGUCACAGACUCCCCGAGGUCGGCAGAGCCAAGAGAAGUUCCCCUGAGCUUCUGAAGCGAUGGCUGGACUGUUUCAAGAGAAUCGUACUCGAACUACAUAGACGAAGUUGAUCGACUGGAUUUCUAGAAUCAUGAGUGUAACACUUCACACUAGUCUAGGCGACUUGAAGAUCGAGGUUUUCGCUGAGGCGGUCCCUCGGGCUGCAGAGAACUUCUUGGCCCUGUGCGCCUCCGGAUACUAUGACAAGUGUAUCUGGCAUCGCAACAUCAAGGGCUUCAUGAUACAGACCGGAGAUCCAACAGGGACAGGGAAAGGUGGCCAAUCAAUCUGGGGGAGACCAUUUGCAGACGAAAUCCGGUCAACUCUGAAGUUCAAUCAACGCGGUAUUGUGGCUAUGGCGAGCAGUGGUCGAGACACCAACAAGGCCCAAUUUUUCAUUCUAUACGCAAAGCAACCUCACUUGGAUGGACAUUACACUAUCAUUGGUCGGGUGAUCGAUGGUGCUAUCAAUGGCACCCUUGAUCUGAUGGAGAAAGUCGCAGUCAACGAGAAACACAGACCGGUUCAAGAAAUUAGGAUGACCGGCGUAACCAUCCACGCAAAUCCGAUUGCUGAUAAAGAAGCCGAACGGUGAUGGAUCCUUAACUAUGUAGUCAAAUUGCCAUAACUGUAUAUACAAGCCUUUUCAAAAUUUCGAAAUGGCGUCUCUUAUAAUAACCGUGAUUAAAUAUCCAGGAUACAGAGCUCCAGUAUGAAUCUAACAGGAUACGAUUACCGCACACCCCAGUAAAUAUCCCAAAAGAGUCAAAGUCCAUCAAUCGAUUGCCAAAUUUUUUUCAUGUUCCAGCCAUCAAGUAAAAAUUGGAACAAGAUCCCAACUGGAAUGAAUUUUUUCUUUGUGCCUGGGC
Puccinia graminis f. sp. tritici CRL 75-36-700-3 is the source of this 921-nucleotide messenger RNA. Its product is annotated as peptidyl-prolyl cis-trans isomerase-like 3. Lineage: Eukaryota; Fungi; Basidiomycota; Pucciniomycetes; Pucciniales; Pucciniaceae. The record is from RefSeq and is a predicted model, not a curated record. The transcript is spliced from 6 exons. The coding region runs from base 144 to 647 and encodes 167 amino acids. Gene Ontology annotation, molecular function: peptidyl-prolyl cis-trans isomerase activity. Gene Ontology annotation, cellular component: catalytic step 2 spliceosome. Gene Ontology annotation, biological process: protein peptidyl-prolyl isomerization.